This is a messenger RNA of Melospiza georgiana, 612 nucleotides long. RefSeq names its product ADP ribosylation factor like GTPase 2 binding protein (gene ARL2BP). Bases 148 to 597 code for a protein of 149 amino acids. Gene Ontology annotation, cellular component: mitochondrial intermembrane space. Gene Ontology annotation, biological process: maintenance of protein location in nucleus; positive regulation of tyrosine phosphorylation of STAT protein. Lineage: Eukaryota; Metazoa; Chordata; Aves; Passeriformes; Passerellidae. The record is from RefSeq and is a predicted model, not a curated record. The transcript is spliced from 7 exons.
CUGCGGACGGGGCGGAAGAGCGCGUUCCCCAGGAGACGGCCCGAGGGGAGGGGGCUGCGCGCCGGCCUGAGGGCGCACUUGGGUCAAAAAGAAGAAAUAACCACUAACAGCUGAAACAUACAUCUCCACUCUGGCUAGGCAGGAGCAAUGGAGACUUCUGAUGGAGAAAGUUUGGGUGUAGCCACCUCCACCACUUCUGAUGAGUUUGAUGCAGUUGUUGGCUAUCUGGAGGACAUCAUAAUGGAUGAUGAUUUCCAGUUAAUACAGAGGAAUUUUUUGGAGAAGCACUACCAGGAGUUUGAUGACUCAGAAGAAAACAAGCUCAUCUAUACAGACAUUUUUAAUGAAUAUAUCUCUUUAGUAGAGAAAUACAUUGAAGAGAAGUUGCUCGAUCGGAUUCGUGGGUUUGAUAUGGUUGCUUUCACAGUGUCAUUGCAACAACACAAAGAUGAAAUGCCAGGUGAUAUAUUUGAUCUGCUUCUCACAUUUACAGACUUUCUGGCUUUCAAAGAAAUGUUCUUGGAAUACAGAGCUGAAAAAGAAGGUCGAAGUCUGGAUUUAAGCAGUGCGUUAGUGGUGACUUCAUUAAACCAUUAAACAAACCAUUCUGAA